Stegostoma tigrinum is the source of this 3409-nucleotide messenger RNA. RefSeq names its product wolframin-like. Gene Ontology annotation, molecular function: protein binding. The record is from RefSeq and is a predicted model, not a curated record. Gene Ontology annotation, cellular component: endoplasmic reticulum; endoplasmic reticulum membrane. The transcript has 7 exons. NCBI's taxonomy places the organism in Eukaryota, Metazoa, Chordata, Chondrichthyes, Orectolobiformes, Stegostomatidae. Gene Ontology annotation, biological process: calcium ion homeostasis; endoplasmic reticulum unfolded protein response. The coding region runs from base 497 to 3031 and encodes 844 amino acids.
ACGGCGCGGCAUGCGUGCAACCAGGUGCCCAGCGUUCAACAUUCGCGGGCCCAACUGUCCGAACUGUUGGCCGUUAGAACCAGUACAUUAACAACCAUCACCUUCAUUCACUGGCGCCGUCGCACGCACACUCUUUGCAGACACCCCUCCCCCCCGUUUGGUCCUGCUCCAAGGGCGGAAACGGAAUUUGUUCGAAUUAAAACAUAAUUUUUUUUGAUCCAAAGAACUUGGUAGGCGGAGAAGGAUUGAGAAAGCGCCGACCGAUGAGUUUCGUCGCUGGCGGCUCAACUGACCGUUAAGGCCCCACCCGUUAAGCGUAACGGAGAGCGUUGGAACGCUGCAGUGCGGCUCUUGCACCAAUCGGAGCGUUGCGGGGUGAGGCCAGCGCGCGAGGGGCGGGGCCUGGCCGUGCGACCUUGUAGACAGCCGUCAGUCAGUCAGUCAGUCAGUCCGACGGCCACGGCGAGAAGGGGAGAGGAGCUUCAGUCUGUGGGCCAUGCAGCCCCCGACGCCGCAGCAUGGCAAGUCGCAGCUGAACGCCGCGGGAGAUGGCCGCAAGGACGAGGCGCAGUCUGCAUCUCCCGCCGCCACGGCGGAAGACGACGCAAAAGUGUUGAAUGUGAAAGAAGACAUAGAGGAACAAGAGCAAAAAGCCAGAAAUAGUGAUGCAAAGGCACAGACUGAGCUAGGUAAAUAUUACCUGGAGCUAGCUGGCAAAAAGGAUGAAGAACUGAACAACUGUACAGCUGUAAACUGGUUGAUCCAAGCUGCCAAACAAGGCAAGAAAGAAGCUGGAAAACUGCUUAGAAGUUGUCUUGCAGAAAGGAAAGGCAUCACAUCUGAGAACGAGGAAUUGGUGAAGCAGCUUGCAAAUGAAAGUGAGUUUGAGCGGGCUGUGCGGAAGGCUACCUUAAUCAUGUAUCAUAAGCUUAACCCAAACCGAAAGAAACAAGUCGCUGUCUCUGAAAUUCUGGAGAACGUUAGUCACAUCAAUGCUGAAGGUAACAAGGCAGAACCUGGCCCUGUCCCAAAAAUGCUGCAGAAAGAGAGGCGAGUGCUUGAGCGACUGGUCAGCAUUCAAAGUAACAAGGACAUGAUGUUAGAUGAUUUUGUUGAUAUCACAAAGAAGUAUGCCAAGGGAAUUAUCCCAUCUAACCUGUUAAUGCAGGGAGAGGAUGAUGGGCUUGAAGGAAAACCACCUGAAGAUUUGCCUUUGCAGCAGAAGAUCAUGAAAUAUCCACUUCAUGCCUUAAUGGAAAUAAAGGAGCACCUAAUAGAUUUUGCCUCCAAAGCUGGAAUGCACUGGCUGCAUACUAUUAUUCCACUUCACCAUGUAAAUGCCCUUGUCUUUUUCUUUAUAAUCAGCAACUUGACAAUCAGCUUUUUUGCUUUCAUCAUCCCUUUAGUCAUCUUUUAUCUCUCCUUCAUUUCCAUGGUAAUUUGUACUUUAAAAGUCUUUCAGGAUAGCAAAGCAUGGGAUAAUUUCAGGACAAUGACUGAUUUGCUGCUGCGCUUUGAGCCAGACCUAGAUGUAGAACAGGCUGAGGUGAACUUUAGUUGGAGUCAUUUGGAACCACACAUCCACUUUAUGCUCUCUGUGUUUUUUGUGAUUCUUUCCUUUCCCACAGCUGACAAAGAUUGGAUUCCUUGUUCAGAGCUGUCAGUUAUUGCAAUUUUCUUUUUGAUUACAUCUUAUAUGAGUCUGAGUACUAGUGCAGAGCCAUACACUCGAAAGGCCCUCAUUACAGAGGUUAUAUGCUCAGUGAUAGGGUUCCUUUACACUCUUCCUGAUAACUGGUCCUAUUUAAGAUUGAUUGGGGAGCCCUUUAUCUCUAUACCAAUAGGUAAUAUCUUUAUGUUGAAUCUUGGCAUUCCCUGCCUCUUGUACUUCUUCUUGUUUUACUUGUUCUUCAAAAUGGCACAAUUGAGGAACUUUAAAGGUACGUACUGCUACUUAAUCCCAUACCUUGUCUGCUUCAUGUGGUGUGAACUGGCUAUAGAACUCCUGAGGUCAGCCACGGGAUUGGGUCUUAUUCGGGCAUCUGUCGGCUAUUUCCUGUUUCUGUUUGCUCUACCAAUUCUACUCAUUGGUAUUGCAUUAAUGCUUUUCAUCCAAUUAAUAAAAUGGUUCAUUUCCAUGGAAUUGAUCAAGAUCAUUGUCACUCUUGUAUUGUGCUCAAUUCCAGUUGUCCUCCACAUGUGGACAAAAGCAACUGGCACAUUGUUAGCACUAGUUAAGUCCCUGACGAGAAGCUCCAUUGUCAAGCUCAUUCUGGUUUGGCUCACUGCAAUUAUGAUGUUCUGUUGGGUUUAUGUGUACAGGUCGGAAGGUAUGAAGGUGUACAAUUCUACUCUGACCUGGCAGCAGUAUAGCUUUGUUUGUGGGCCUCGUGCUUGGAAAGAGACUAACAUGGCUCAAGUUCAGAUCCUUUGUGGUCAUCUUGAGGGACAUAGAGUAACGUGGACAGGAAGGUUCAAAUAUGUCCGUAUUACUGAGAUUGAGAACAGUGCAGAGUCUGCAAUAAAUAUGCUUCCAUACUUCUUAAGUGAUUGGAUGAGAUGCUUGUAUGGUGACACAUAUCCUGAAUGUGAUCCCAAAAACGUGACUGUGAUGGAGGAAGAUCUUUGUCGGCUUAAAUUCCUCACAAAGCACACCUGCCACCUUAAAAAGUUUUGUCGCUAUAAAUUUGAAAUAACUAUGGGAAUGCCUUAUGGUUCAAAUGGAAAUGAAACUCUUGAAGAUGAUGCAACCAAAGAUAUUGUACUAAGAGCUAGUAAUGAGUUCAAAAAUGUUCUGCUGAAUUUGGGACAAGGAAGUAUUGUGGAAUUCAGUACCAUUUUGGAGGGCAAGUUGGGCAGUAAAUGGCCAGUCUUUGAACUGAAAGCCAUCAAAUGCCUUAACUGUAUGUCAAAGCUAACACCAGCAUCAGCAAGGCAUGUCAAAAUUGAACAUGACUGGAGAGGUAUUGUGAAGCUAGCUUUCAAAUUUGCAUUCAAUUUCUUCUUUGCACCAUUCUUAUGUGCUGAAUAAAACUUGGGUUUUUCUCUUUAAAAAAAUGGUUGCUAACAUCUUUCUUUUGCUGGAUGAACUCCUGCCUUUAGAGCUAAACUACAGAAUAUUCCCUUCACAAUUCUGGGGUCCUUCCCGCUGAAAAAGUAGAAGCAUGUAUAGGGCAGUAGAAAUAUGCAUUUACUAUGUUCAGUUUUAACAUUAUCUGGUCAGAAUUAGUGUAGAAGGAAAUAAUUACGAGUGGAUUUUUGAAUUGCAGUACCUGGGAUGCUUGUUUGAAUUGACCAUGAAUUACUUUGCAGAUACCAGCUAUAGUUUUAAUACAGAGAUAACAAGGUAUAGAGUUCGAAGCACACAGCAGGCCAAGAAGCAUCAGAGGAGCAGGAAAGAUGACAUUUU